AUGGAAUUUCCUUUCAUGAUGCAGAUGCUUGGUACAGCACAUAAAGUAUCUGAUACAAAGCAAGAACCAACAGCCAACAUGUCUAGCAAAAGGGCAAAGACGAAGACCACCAAGAAGCGCCCUCAGCGCGCCACUUCCAAUGUGUUUGCCAUGUUUGAUCAGUCGCAGAUACAGGAAUUCAAGGAGGCCUUCAACAUGAUCGACCAGAACAGGGAUGGCUUCAUUGACAAAGAGGACUUGCACGACAUGCUCGCCUCCCUUGGAAAGAAUCCAACGGAUGAAUACCUAGAUGCCAUGAUGAAUGAGGCUCCAGGCCCCAUAAACUUCACAAUGUUCCUCACAAUGUUUGGUGAGAAGUUGAAUGGCACCGACCCGGAAGAUGUAAUCAGGAAUGCUUUCGCUUGCUUUGAUGAAGAGGCAACAGGGUUCAUCCAGGAGGACUACCUGCGGGAGCUGCUGACCACCAUGGGAGACAGGUUCACGGACGAGGAGGUGGAUGAGCUGUACAGAGAGGCACCCAUCGACAAAAAGGGCAAUUUCAACUACAUCGAAUUCACACGCAUCCUGAAACAUGGAGCCAAAGACAAGGACGACUGAGCAAAUCCAUGGAUACCUGCAGAUUAUCUCUACACUUACUCUUUUUGAGGGUUUCUUCUGAUAGAACUUGUUGCAUGCAUUUAGCUUUAUGGCUUUUGCCUUUAUCAAUGUGUUUAUCUAUUCCAGGCCAUUUAGGCACGCCUGUGUAAUCAGACUGGAAGCUGGGAAAUAUUGUGAGGAAAAGCAUACAGGGAUAGACAUCCCUGGAGUUGAUAGUGCAGGAAAAUAAUCUCAAUGUUUCUGGUUUAGCUGGAUUUUUACAUUUUUAUAAUGAACACCCUUUUGAAAUAAAGAUUGCUAUAUAGAUAAAA
Molecule: messenger RNA, 908 nt
Organism: Acanthisitta chloris (rifleman)
Lineage: Eukaryota; Metazoa; Chordata; Aves; Passeriformes; Acanthisittidae
Product: myosin regulatory light chain 2, smooth muscle minor isoform-like
Exons: 4
Coding region: 1-597 (198 amino acids)
Cellular component (GO): cytoplasm
Molecular function (GO): calcium ion binding
Source: RefSeq, a predicted model, not a curated record